AUGGACUUCAAUGAAGAAAAUGAUCUAGUGGUUCCAGAGAUUUCUAGUAACGCCGUUAAUUAUGAGACUACCAGCCAGCACCUAACAGGGAUAUGGACUAUAAAUGCGGUUGGCCGCCUGGGCAAUCUAAUGGGAGAAUACGCCACUCUUUACGCUCUCGCAAAGUUAAAUGGCCACCAAGCCUACGUUUCACCCGAAAUGUACGCGCAAUUAUCCGCCAUCUUUAAAGUUCGAUUGCCUGUAAUUCCCCAGGACGUUGCUGAUCAAAUUCAGUGGAAACACUAUGGACUUCAUGAUUGGAUGUCUGAAGAAUACAAACAUAUCAAAGGGGAGUUCGUCAAGCUGACCGGAUAUCCUUGCUCGUGGACGUUUUAUCACCAUAUACGAGAUGAGAUCCUCAAGGAAUUCGCUUUCCAUGACUUCGUCGUAGAGGAGAGCAAUACGUACCUAUCCAAAGUGCGAGGAGACCGGAAAGAUGUCACCUUCGUUGGGGUCCACGUUCGCAGAGGAGACUACGUCCAUGUCAUGCCAAACGCAUGGAAGGGAGUUGUAGCCGAUAAGGGGUAUUUACAGAAGGCCAUGGACUACUUCCGGAACAAGUAUGAAAACCCUCUUUUCGUGGUGACCAGUAAUGGCAUGGACUGGUGCAAGGAGAACAUAGAUAGUUCCCUCGGAGAUGUCCACUUUGCUGGAGAUGGUAAAGAAGGUUCUCCCGGACGAGACUUUGCCCUCUUGGCCCAUUGUAACCAUACCAUCAUGACCAUAGGGACAUUUGGGGUCUGGGCUGGAUACCUGGCAGGCGGCGAGACCAUCUACCUCUCAAACUACACUUUGCCCGAUUCUCCAUUUCUUGACGUUUUCAAGUAUGAAGCAGCUUUCCUCCCAGAAUGGAUCGGGAUCCCCGCCGACCUCUCGCCUCUUCUUAGAAGCCUUAGUAACCCUAACCCAUAAACCACCAUCAAAUAGUUGACUUUGGUUUUAAACCCAAAAACUAGUGACUUCCAACAAACUACUCCAGACACAGAAGGGACCUCCAUACAGCAUGUAGAUUGAUUCUGAAAUAAAUAAUAUUGUAUUCA
Molecule: messenger RNA, 1079 nt
Organism: Spea bombifrons (plains spadefoot toad)
Lineage: Eukaryota; Metazoa; Chordata; Amphibia; Anura; Pelobatidae
Product: galactoside alpha-(1,2)-fucosyltransferase 2-like
Exons: 1
Coding region: 1-951 (316 amino acids)
Biological process (GO): carbohydrate metabolic process
Cellular component (GO): membrane
Molecular function (GO): galactoside 2-alpha-L-fucosyltransferase activity
Source: RefSeq, a predicted model, not a curated record